CGUCACGUCGCACCGGCUGGUGGGCUUCGGGUCCGAUCGGUGGUCCAACGUCGUUUUGCCCCGAUGGCCCUGUUCUGUUGUCAGUAGUGAUAUAACAGACCUCGGGCCCGUCCGGGUCUUGCACGAGCAAAACUUUGUAAAGGUCAAAAGGGGGGAAGAAGAAGAAGAAGAAGAAGAAGAAGAAGAAGAAGAAGAAGAAGAAGAAAAAAAAAGCCCCUCUUUUGUUUCCACUUGUCAACUGGCUGAGAUCGGCGAGGCAGACUCCAUCUGCCCGGAGCAGGACACCAUGUCGGAGGACAACAACGCAGACAAGUUCAUCAAGGAAUCAUCGAUUCUGGACGAGUACAAUAUCAACUGGACACAGAAGUUGGGAGCCGGCAUCAGUGGACCUGUCAGAGUCUGUGUGAAGAAGUCAACUCAGGAACGCCUGGCUCUGAAGAUCCUCAUUGAUCGCCCCAAGGCCAGAAAUGAGGUGCGUCUCCACAUGAUGUGCGCCCACCACCCGAACAUCGUGCAAAUCCUGGAGGUUUACGCCAACAGUGUCCAGUUCCCGCAUGAGUCUAGUCCAAGAGCGAGGCUUCUAAUAGUUAUGGAGAUGAUGGAAGGUGGUGAGCUGUUCCACAGAAUCAGUCAGCACAGGCACUUUACUGAAAAGAUGGCCAGCCAGGUCACUAAACAGAUCAGUCAAGCCUUGGAACACUGUCACUCCCUAAAUAUUGCACAUCGUGACCUGAAGCCAGAGAACCUGCUCUUCAAGGAUAACUCUCUGGAUGCUCCUGUUAAGCUGUGCGACUUUGGCUUUGCCAAAAUUGAUCAAGGCGACCUUAUGACCCCUCAGUUCACUCCUUACUACGUAGCACCUCAGGUACUUGAGGCUCAAAGAAGACACCAGAAGGAAAAGUCUGGAAUUAUACCUACCUCACCCACUCCUUAUACCUAUAACAAGAGCUGCGACUUGUGGUCUCUCGGCGUCAUCAUCUACGUAAUGCUGUGCGGCUAUCCCCCGUUCUACUCCAAGCACCACAGUCGCACCAUCCCAAAGGACAUGAGGAAGAAGAUCAUGACCGGCAGCUUUGACUUCCCCGAGGAUGAGUGGAGCCAGAUCUCCGAGAUGGCCAAGGACAUUGUACGCAAGCUGCUGAAGGUGAAGCCGGAGGAGAGGCUGACCAUUGAGGGAGUCUUGGCUCACCCGUGGCUCAACUGCACCGAGGCCCUGGACAAUGUGCUGCCGUCCGCCCAGAUGAUGAUGGACAAGGCUGUAGUCGCAGGUAUCCAGCAGGCCCAUGCAGAGCAGUUGGCCAACAUGAGAAUUCAGGAUCUUAAUGUGAGCCUGAAGCCCCUGAACUCUGUCAACAACCCAAUCCUCAGGAAACGGAAACUACUCGGCCCAAAGCCCAGUGACAGUUUCUUCAUUCACGACCCGGAGAACGGAGGGGAAGACUCCAACGUAGCGCUGGAAAAACUACGAGAUGUCAUUGCACAGUGUAUACUACCACAAGCUGGAGAGAACGAGGAUGAGAAGUUGAACGAGGUGAUGUACGACGCUUGGAGGUUCAACAGAGACUGUAAACUGCUGCGAGAAGGCCUCCAGGGUCUCAGCUGGGACGGACGAGCCUUCUCGGAUAAAGUCGACCGCUUGAAGUUGGCUGAAAUAGUGAAACAGGCCAUUGAAGAAAAGACGAAUCUCCAAGAAUCUCAUUAGCGAAAGAUGUUUUUUUUUUCUAUCUUCUUUUUAUAUUGUUUAUUAUGACCCUUUUUAACCCAUAUCUGUAAAGAUGCUUUUUAUGUAAAAAUUAUACGCUAAUAUUUUUUGUUUUUCAUGAAUUCACUGGCAAGACCUAUUGUACAGCUGUAGAUAUAUUUCAAAAAAGGACUCAUUGGUACUAUAAUGCUUUUUUUAAAUGGACACUUGCAAAGAACAUGGAAAAAAAACCAACUAUAUUUUCAUUUUUGCAAAAAAAAAAAAGAAAGAAAAAUCAGUGAAAGAAAUUAUUUUCUGGGAGGGAAUUUUUAUUAGAUGUUUGUCCAAGCGAUCAUUUAUUUUAUCCCAGUUGUUUCAUUUUAUUCUAUUUUUUUUUUUUUCUUUUAACCAUCCUAAUAAUUCUAUUUAUUUAAACAAAGAGUUUCAUUAUUUUAUACCUACUUGUAGCCCGGCAACAGGCUCUAAAGUUGAGAAGCUGUCUACGGUUGUGACUUUGUUCUUCCACACACUUGUCUGAAUCUCAGACUGUGUUUAAAUUAUAUGAUUUGUGUGUGUGUGUGUGUGUGUGUGUGUGUGUGUGUGUGUGUGUGUGUGUGUGUGUGUGUGUGUGUGUGUGUGUGUGUGUGUGUGUGUGUGUGUGUGUGUGUGUGUGUGUGUGUGUGUGUGUGUGUGUGUGUGUGUGUGUGUGUGUGUGUGUGUGUGUGUGUGUGUGUGUGUUUGUUUGUGUGACUUUCCCCCUGACCUCUGUGUUAUCUUGAGGUCAAGGCAGAGUGGAAAUGGCGGAAGAAGAAAGUGUCAUGAAAUGCAAAAAAACAGAGCCCCGAUUUUGUUCAUCUUGUCACGACCCCUCAGAAGACCAGAUAGGCGUUAACAAUGGCUGACUCAUUUAGACUAACAAAUCUUUAUUCAAGGUACACUCAGCUUUUCUCCUGAUGUUUUAACUGUCUCACGACCUUCUUUAGAAGAGUUCUUGGGCCAUAAGUGAACCUCAAUUUGAAGCUGUACCGUUUUUUCCCCCCCACAAUCUCUCUUGUUUAAUUCAUACGCAUGAAGGAAUGAAACGGUUUGUCAGCUUCGGAGGAUCGUGUCCGGCCAAGUCAAAUGGGAGUGAAUUAUUUCCCAUUUUAGCUACGGCUGAACAUUUAUGAUGUGAUUCUCACAGUUCAGUCUUGUUGAUGGUGAAACGGGCACAAUCUCUGACGUCAAGUUGCGUCCACUGGAAUUCAGACCAGGGUCAGUUAAUAUUUAAGUGCUUUUCAAAGCAGCGCUAGGGUCACAUGGAGGUCGUUGAUGUCCUGAUGCCAGAAAAGAGCAGUUGGAGUUGGAUUUCAGUGUCAUAAAACUGGCCGUGCUACUGAAUGUGCAAUAGAGCAGCGAGUCAAUCAUGUCCUCAUAAUGCAUGCAUGCACAUGGCAGUGAGAUGGCGUGUCAGACCAUAGACCCGUCUUCAUUUAAAUGGUUAGAAGACAAGCAAACGCUCCCUCCCUUUGCUCGUCCUCACUUUUCAGUCAGUGAAUUUAUAUCACAUCAAUGAUUAGCCUGAGUGAAAUCUUCACUGCGCUGUUUUGCUCCCGAGCUCUGGUCAUUUCUGAUCAUAUUUCUUUCACAGAGCUGUUAAAAUAAGGGAUCCCUGUCGAGGUGCUUGAACGAGGCCCCGUUGAGCCUAGUGAGCAGCAGUCAGGUGGAUGAAAGUGCAUGUUCACGUUUUGUUUAUUUCAAAAAAGAAAUUCCCUUCGGAUGAAGUCUUAGGUUAAUAUAAAUGUAUUCCUGCAAAGCAUAGUUUUCCCUACUGCGUCAUUUACUGUGUUAACUAUGUGUUUUACUCUUUUUUUUUUUUUUUUUUUUUUCAUCUCAAUGAAAAAAAAGUAUGUUUGUUUUGAUUCAUUUGCAGACAUCGGUGCAAUAUGUUGUUGCUUUCCAGUGAAAACCACGCAUCUCCAAUUCUGGUGAUUCUGACUUUUUCUAGAUGAACUGGAGGGAUGAGGUGUUCCUUUACGGAUUUUAAAAGAAUUCUUACUUCUUCAGCUGAAUAAACCAUCUAAAAAAAACGAAUGAACUUUUUCUGAAAAAGACAAAACAAAAAUAAAAUAAAAGGGCUUUUUUAACUUUUGAAAAGUUCAGGAGGGCGAAGGUGUAUUUGUAAACAUGAAGACAAAGUGCAAACUGUCUUUUGUACGUCUGUUUCUCAUUUAGGUUUGGCUAACCGAGGAUAUCGUCGCUAACAUGAUUCUGAGAGAUCACUUUGACUGACAGUUUGUUGGACGGUCUCCCUUACAACCACAGCUUGUGUUCUGAAAAAGGCCUUAUCAUUAUUAUUACGUGGCUAAGUUUAACACUCAAAUGUGCCUUGUUGAUGGGGCGACAUCUUCAUCCUUAAUUGCUCUCAUCAGUUAAACCCCCCCCCCCCCAACAAGUUGCAGGACGAAGGGAAAACUCAGAAUCAUUGAAAGCCGUGAUUAUUAUUUGUCUGCGAUUUGAUUGUUUUCAAUUUGUGAUGUGAAGGUUUUCAAUUCACAAUGCUGGGUAUUGAUUUUGGAACCAUGUUUAACUUCAUGUAGCACCUAGAAAAAAAUAAAAUAAUUGGGAAGCCUUUAUUUCCCAACUGAGACGUUAAAGGAUUAGUUCAUGAUUUUUGAAAAAAUCAUAUAUUUCAUGCUGACAGAAAGAACCACAAUUCACCAUUGCACAUGGAGCUUUGUGUUGUACUAUUCCUUAAACAUGCAUAGCUACCACUACUCCAACUGGUUGCCUGGCAACAGGGCCCAGCCAGGAAGUAGUCUGGUACGUUUUUUUGAAACAAAUAAAAAUGAAUGUUAUUUAGUGAGCUUUACAAAUAUGAAGGUUCUCAUAUUCAUAUUUAAAAGAAAAAAUCCCAACUGCUUCCUGCCGCCUGCUUUUAGAGCUGCAACAAUUAAUUUACUAAACUAAAAAUAAUCUGACUGUUGCAGACAGAGAUGUCAGUACCUUGGAAUAUGAGAAGACUGACAUUUUACACACUAAAGGACUUGUCCAUUAAUGAAGAAUAUAUGUGAAAUUAUUUUAUAAUAAAAAGAAAUCAUUAGCUGCUGCCCUAUUUGUUUAAAUCUUAUGUUGGAUCAUUGGACUGCAACCCAUCAGGCGUACACUAUUGUACAAUCACCGUAGCUUCUAAAACUUCAAGUUGAAACCUGAAAAAAGAAUUGCUGCUGUUCUUGGAUUUUACUUUGACCAUGUGUCUGUGUGGAUGUGUAACAAUGUGUAAUUGAUUUAUGUUUGCCCCUCUGGCUAUGUGUGCGUGUGGGUCGCUUUACUGAAUCAGAGCUGCUUCCUCCAACAACAUCCCCCAUCCCACAAAUAAAAUGUAGAUCCUCUCUGCUCCCUGAGACGGUAACAAUGAAAACCCCCGAGGGAAACACACGGUCACGCUCGGGCAACGUUUACCUGCCGUUAGCUGCUCAGUCUGACUCGGUGUCUGACAUUCAAGUGAACCCAGCAGUAGACAUUCAUUUGUUUCCACUCAUCACUUCCUCUUAUCUGAUCGGUGAAGAGGCACUGAUUUAUUUUAUUAAUUUUUUAACAAGAAAAGGGGCUACACACUUUAAUAAGCACCAGUUACUUCUGUUUCCUCUGCUGUAUGUGCAAUCAUAAAGUACAGAGGUGUUUAUAUAUAUAUAUAUAUAUAUAUUUUUCAUUUUCAAGAUGACAUUUAUUUCACUUGAAGUUGCAAUUCCUGUUCAUAUCGGGGAAAACAUAGAAUCAUUUUUGAAGAACGGAGCCUCAUCUCUGCUGUAUAACUCGUUUCUUUUCUCGCGUCCGGCACUUAUGUAGCAUGAACCCAAAUCCCUUAUGAAGGACUCGCUGUAUUUUCUGUCAACACAUCUAUUUUUUUCUGCCUUUCUUUGGAAUGUCAUCAUCAACAUGCUGACUUUGUAAUAAAGGAACUCUUUGACUUUUCGACA
Molecule: messenger RNA, 5640 nt
Organism: Scophthalmus maximus (turbot)
Lineage: Eukaryota; Metazoa; Chordata; Actinopteri; Pleuronectiformes; Scophthalmidae
Gene: mapkapk5
Product: MAPK activated protein kinase 5
Exons: 14
Coding region: 287-1702 (471 amino acids)
Biological process (GO): Ras protein signal transduction; negative regulation of TOR signaling; peptidyl-serine phosphorylation
Cellular component (GO): nucleus; cytoplasm
Molecular function (GO): ATP binding; mitogen-activated protein kinase binding; calmodulin binding
Source: RefSeq, a predicted model, not a curated record